AUGUCCAUGUCGCUGGCCCCGGGCCUCCAAGAAUCACACGGCUUGAAUAAGUCAAUGCCUCCAGGAUUAUUGCUAUAUAUCGGGUAUGCUUGCUUACAGGCCCAAGUCAGUGAAUCACCACCAACCAUCAUGGUCACUGUUCGUCCGCUCGUCCGUCAGCUUGGCCCAUCAGACGUUCACUGCGAGCCUGCUAACUGGCCUGACAGGCCGGUAACCGCCAUUCCGAUACACGUAGCGAUACCAAACCUCAACGAACUUCUCGAGGAAUUUGGCGUUGGUCAAGUUCCGAUCCUCCCCAGUUACCACGAUAGCCCGCGUAUCCUUGCUUUGGCUAGCCCGAAUCACAACAGUACACUAAGUCGGGUCAUGAUCAAGUCUGAAGAUUGUACGGCAGCCCUGGGUUCGCUUCUCGGUGACAACCGUCACCAAACUGGUGGUCUUGUGGGCAAACCCAAGCUAAAAUUUUGGGAUCUGCUCUUCUUUCGUUCUUUUGUCCUUCUCUUUCCUCCUCCUUCUUCUCUCCUCCACGUCGUCGUCCACUUCCUCAAACAAUACAAUGACAACGACAACAGCGACUACAACGACAAAAGCAGAAAACAACUCUUGCUUGCCGAAGCCUACCCGAUCACGAUGAGCCAACUAUUUUGCUACUCAGGCGCCAUAGCUCUUCUUUUCCCUGUCGGCUACUCGCCAACAACAACAUCAGCAAGCUCCCUUUGUUGGGAUUCGCUACCGAACAAAUUCGCCAAAUUGGUGAACCAGACUUGCAUUAGUUUUCCUUUCAGAGCACCCAACGUUCAGCACGACAAGGAGCAGUUGCCAGCACAUGUGCCACUUCAGCUAGUGAAGCUCUUCGAGAUUACUCAUCGCGCGCAAUACUCCUACUCGCCAGUGUGUGUCAGUCCGGUAUAUCUGGCCUUUGCAACCACUGCCCUUUACCAAAUUUUCUCCAGCAACCCGUUAUUCUCCCGCAUUCUGGCGGCGUCAUGUCACUCAAUUCACCAUCCUCACCGAACUCGCCAACGAGUUGUCGUCCGUAUACCGUUGGCAAAGAUUCGAGUAAUCGCCGCUGAGGCAUGCAACCUGCACUUGACGCUGGCCAGCAUACAAUCAAUGCAUCCAAAGCAGGCUUUCAAAAUCCGGGAAAUUCGGAAAAGGUCAACGCAGGGUUAA
Messenger RNA from Neurospora tetrasperma FGSC 2508, 1173 nucleotides. RefSeq lists its product as uncharacterized. Bases 1 to 1173 code for a protein of 390 amino acids. The transcript has 9 exons. The record is from RefSeq and is a predicted model, not a curated record. Lineage: Eukaryota; Fungi; Ascomycota; Sordariomycetes; Sordariales; Sordariaceae.